This is a messenger RNA of Brassica rapa (field mustard), 641 nucleotides long. RefSeq lists its product as uncharacterized. Lineage: Eukaryota; Viridiplantae; Streptophyta; Magnoliopsida; Brassicales; Brassicaceae. The record is from RefSeq and is a predicted model, not a curated record.
GCCAAGCCCAAAACACUCACACUCGUCUUCAAACAAAUCGGCACCCUCACAACAAGUCACAAAUUCGUCUUCGAAAUAUCUCUCUAACAGCGAUAAUGGCGGAAUCACCGGCGCAGAGUGGUGCGGAGCUGGUUCCUCAGCAAGCUGAAUCGGAUCUGGCAUCUCUCGUAUUCGAAAUGUCACAGCAAGUUCAGAUGGGGAUGGAGAAUAUGCUCAAGUUGGUUAACGAGAUCGAUCAAAACUCUGUUGGAAUAAAGGAAGAGAUUGAGAAAUCAAAGGAUUAUGCAAUGGAGAAGAAAAGGGUUCUCGAGGAAGAGAAAGAACAGUUCCAGAAAGCUGCUUACACUAUCCUUGACAUGUUAAGCAACCGAAGCUAGAGCUAGAUGCGGUAGGGGAUGCAUGCUCUAUAGAAAGAAAGAAAAACUUCAUCAGGUAAAGAAAUAAUAUAAAAUGUCCAAAAAAGAUUCACUGGCUUGGUUUUGUAUUUAGCUUUGACGUUGCUAUUACCAUAAACUUUUAACACGGAUUGGUGAACUCAGAAAAUACAAGUGGAUGACUCUACAGUCACACACCUCAUGGUUAAGUAUAUUCGGAUUGAACUUGAAGUGAAAGAUUAAUAAACAACAAUGAACAAAUGUCCA